AUGGCCACAACAGCCGCCAGCGACAUCGAUCUCGACACCUACACCCACCUACCCCUGCAGAUCGACCCGGCCACCAAAACGCUCUCCCUCCACCCCUCCGCCACCGCCUCAUCCUCUCCCGACACCUCGCUCCAAGCCGCCCUCAGCACCGUCAACCAACUCCACGGCGUGCUCAAGACCCUCGACACGCCCAACUCCAUCCCGCCGCACCCGCUCCCCACCAACCUGCCGACGCAAAAACGCACCGCGCAGAUCACCAAACUGCGCGAGGCGGCCUCGACUGCGUUCCGGAAAUCGCAGUUCGCGGAGUCGAUCCGCCUGUACACGUUUGCCAUCGACAUGGCCGCGAGCCGGCCGUCCUGGGAGCCGGUCGCGCUGAUCCGCGACGAGCUGAGCGGCCUGUACCGCGAUCGCGCCCAGGCGCACAUGGGCGUCCGCGACUGGGUCGAGGGCUGCAAGGACUGCGAGGCCAGCGUCGAGUGUAAGCGGCCGCAGGGCGAGAAGGGAAAGGUGUGGUGGCGCGGUGGGAAGUGUCUGCUCGAGAUGGCUAGGUAUGCCGAGGCGGCGCAGUGGUUGGAGAGGGGCCUCGACUGUGAGCCCGGCUUGCAGGCGGAUGAUGGGAGGGAGAUGCGCGCCUUGCUGGCUGAGGCUAGGAGGAAGGCGGACCAGUUCACGGCUUCGUCAUGA
Messenger RNA from Endocarpon pusillum Z07020, 687 nucleotides. RefSeq lists its product as uncharacterized. The record is from RefSeq and is a predicted model, not a curated record. Lineage: Eukaryota; Fungi; Ascomycota; Eurotiomycetes; Verrucariales; Verrucariaceae. The transcript has a single exon. Bases 1 to 687 code for a protein of 228 amino acids. Gene Ontology annotation, molecular function: protein binding.